AUGAAUAACACUCCACAUAUAAAAAAUUUAUACUCGGAGCCUUCGAAUAAAUUAUUCGGAGAUUUAAGAAUCUGCACAAGAGCUAUGGAAUCGUGUGGUAUAGCAUGUAGUACCGUGUAUUUAGCGACACCAUGGGAAGUUGAAGGAGGAGGAAUGCUUGGGGUUAUUAAACUAAAGGAUCAAAUAAGAAAUCCUCCAAUAAUAAAAAUGAAAGGUCAUACAGCUAAUAUUCUAGACUUAACAUUUAAUCCGUGCUAUAAUCAAAUUAUUGCUUCAAGUUCAGAAGAUUUAACUGUUAGAAUUUGGGAGAUACCACAUGAAGAUGAAGAUAUAAAAGAGAUUACGAAUCCUGCUUGUAUUUUAAAAGGACAUAAAAAAAAAGUUUCAAUUAUUGAUUGGAAUCCCAUUAGUUAUUAUAUUUUAGCUUCUACAGCUUUUGAUUCAUUUUUAAAUAUUUGGGAUAUAGAUAAUGAAAAGAAAGCUUUUCAAAUAAGUAUGCCUAAAAAAUUGACUUCCUUAAAAUGGAAUACUAAAGGAAAUUUGUUAAGUGGCACGUGCCUUAAUAAAAAUCUACAUAUUAUAGAUCCUAGAAAAAAAGAAAUUUGUUACAGUUUUAGUGUGCAUAAUGGAGGUAAAAGUGCAAAAAGCAUAUGGAUUGAUGGCUUAUGUGGAGAUGAUAAUUGCGUUUUAAGUACUGGUUUUUCAAAAAAUAAUAUGAGAGAAAUAAAAUUAUGGGAUCUUAAAAAUACAACAACUCCUCUUACUUCUAUAUCUCUAGAUAACGCAUCUGCACCUUUGCUUCCUUUUUAUGAUGAAAACUUAGGAAUUGUUUACUUAAUUGGGAAAGGUGAUGGAAACUGUAGAUAUUAUCAAUAUUCACAGGGUAAUAUACAUAAAGUAGAUGAAUAUAAAUCAAAUUUACCCUUUAGAUCAUUUGGAUUUUUACCAAAACAAAUGUGUGAUAUAUAUAGAUGUGAACUUGGAAGGGUUUAUAAAAAUGAAAACAAUAACACUAUAAGACCUAUAUCUUUUAUUGUUCCUAGGAAAAAUUCUUCUAUUUUUCAAAAAGACUUAUAUCCUCCUAUAAUUGUGCAUAAUCCUGAAUAUGAUUCAAAGAAUUGGGUAGAUGGAGUAGAUUUAGAUAUUAAAAGAAUUGGAAUAAACGAAUUGACAAAUGAUGACUUAAAAAUUACUAAAAUGUUUAAAAGUAUUCCUAAAUCAUUUAAAAGUAUUAUUAUACAAGACCCCAUAGCAAGCAAAAAAAGUUCCAUUAUUAGACAAUUCACGCAAAGGAUAACCUUUUUUAAAAAGAAUAACGAAGACAAUAAUUCAUUAGAAAGCUUCAGUGGUGGUAUAAGUAUUCAUAACAACAGUUGUAAAGAAGAUGAUUUAUCAAAAAUUGAAAAGGAAAAUCAGUUUUAUCGUGAGGAGUAUGAAAAAAAUAAGAAAUAUAUCGAAUAUCUUGAAAAUACCAUAAGUGAUCUUAAAAAGCAAGUUAAAAAUAAAGAAGAAAAUACUAAUCAAAAUGAAAAAGGAAACAAAAUUAAAAAUAAUCUUAAUAAAUUUUUUGGAAAUGUUAAGCAUAUUAAAUUAUGUAAAAAAAGAAAUAAAUAUGUUAAUGAGGAUAAUAAAGAAAUUUCUAACGAAAAUGAAAUGGGAGAAGCAGUGGGAUAUGAAAAAGUGGAGCAAUGUACAUAUGAAAAUAAGGAAAUAGUUGAGUAA
This is a messenger RNA of Plasmodium relictum, 1722 nucleotides long. Its product is annotated as coronin, putative. Gene Ontology annotation, molecular function: actin filament binding. The coding region runs from base 1 to 1722 and encodes 573 amino acids. The transcript has 3 exons. The record is from RefSeq and is a predicted model, not a curated record. Lineage: Eukaryota; Apicomplexa; Aconoidasida; Haemosporida; Plasmodiidae. Gene Ontology annotation, biological process: actin filament organization.